CCCUUAAUGUUGCCAAUAGAUGCAUGCCAAGAAAAAUGCCUACAAUGUUAUCCAUAAUUGUGUUCAUUGUUCUAUUCUCUUCCAUGGCUCCAACCAUGAGCCAGGGCUUUGCCCCUGAUUUAUCUCCUCCCAUGAGCCAUGCCGUUGCCAUUGAUUUCUCUCCUCUCGUGAAAAUAUAUGUAAACGGGACGAUCGAGAGACUCAUAGGAAAAUCAAGCGUUCCUCCAUCGCUUGAUCCUAAAACUGGCGUUCAAUCUAAAGACGUUGCAAUCUCUCGAAGAAGGGGCAUAUCUGCAAGGCUUUACCUCCCCAACUCCGUCACCAACUCCACCACCAACUCAACCCAAAGCAAACUCCCUCUUCUUGUUUACUUUCAUGGAGGUGGCUUCUGUGUUGAACAUGCCUCUUCUCCCACAUAUCACAACUACCUCAACUCCCUAGUCACCGCGGCCAACGUUGUUGCUGUCUCUGUUGACUAUAGGCUAGCCCCAGAGCACCCUCUGCCUAUUGCUUACCAAGACUCAUGGGCUGCUCUCAAUUGGGUUUCUUCUCAUUUUGGUGGUGGAAACCGCUCCGAGGAGUGGCUUAGUAGAUAUGCAGAUCCACAGCGUGUGUUUUUCUCUGGUGACAGCGCUGGGGCUAACAUAGCACACCAGAUGGCUAUGAAAUUAGGCUCUGACAGAUUGAAUGGUUUUAAGCUGAAUGGAAUUGUGUUGGUGCAUCCAUUUUUUUGGGGGUCACAACCAGUUGGGGCAGAGGCAACUCUGCCUGUAGUUGUGAGCUUGUAUAUGACUGCAUUGUGGCGUUUUGUGAACCCUACGAGUUUUGGACCCGAUGACCCGCUUUUCAACCCGACUAUGGAUCCGAAAUUGAGGGAGUUGGGGUGUGGGAAAGUUCUGGUUUUUGUUGCUGGGAAAGAUGCGUUGAAAGAUAGGGGAUUGUAUUAUGGUGACGUACUCAAAAAGAGUGGAUGGAAAGGGGUUGUGGAGGUCAUUGAAUCAAAGGGGGAGAGCCAUGUAUUCCAUUUGUUCAGUCCCCCUAAUAAGAAUUCUGCUGCCAUGCUUGAGAAGAUUGUUUCCUUCUUGCAUCAGUCUUGAUUUCCAUAGCCUCCAAAGCGAAAACAUCUUACGUGUAAUCAGGUGUAUAAAACUGGUGGCUUCACCUUUUCUUAUUUGUUUUGUGCAAGUACCCUCUAGUUUUGUAAAUAAUGUGUAAGAUAGGAGGAUACCUAUGUGUCACUUUUUAACAUCUUGUA
Molecule: messenger RNA, 1255 nt
Organism: Prunus persica (peach)
Lineage: Eukaryota; Viridiplantae; Streptophyta; Magnoliopsida; Rosales; Rosaceae
Product: probable carboxylesterase 12
Exons: 1
Coding region: 24-1097 (357 amino acids)
Molecular function (GO): hydrolase activity
Source: RefSeq, a predicted model, not a curated record